AUGGCUCUUGUAUGCUCGCUUGAAGUAGUAAUUGUUAGCUUUGUAGUGGUUUCCUGUCUGUGUGGUGGUUCGCCUACACCAAAAUACGAAGACGAAAGUUCAUUAAUUCGAAUGAAACGUUGGCAACAGUGCGAGAUAUCGGGCGACUGUGGCCRAGACGAAUGCUGUGUCACCCUUCGCAGCUCUUCUAAAGUUAGAGCUUGUAAGAAAAAACCUCAGCUUGGCAAAAACUGCCGACCGAACAUAUUGCCCGGAUUAAGCCAUUCCUGUCCUUGCAGUCUAGGCCUGACAUGCGCAUUGACGUCUAUGGACAACUUUGGAAGACAUGAUGUGUUUCGAUGCGUACUUGUACCCGAACAAGAGAAGGAAGUUGAAGCUCGAAGAGAAUAAUUUUUUUUUACUGCACUC
Molecule: messenger RNA, 408 nt
Organism: Exaiptasia diaphana
Lineage: Eukaryota; Metazoa; Cnidaria; Anthozoa; Actiniaria; Aiptasiidae
Exons: 3
Coding region: 1-390 (129 amino acids)
Biological process (GO): digestion; lipid catabolic process
Cellular component (GO): extracellular region
Molecular function (GO): enzyme activator activity
Source: RefSeq, a predicted model, not a curated record